Cordyceps fumosorosea ARSEF 2679 is the source of this 717-nucleotide messenger RNA. Its product is annotated as Peptidase S8/S53, subtilisin/kexin/sedolisin. Bases 1 to 717 code for a protein of 238 amino acids. The transcript has a single exon. The record is from RefSeq and is a predicted model, not a curated record. Gene Ontology annotation, molecular function: tripeptidyl-peptidase activity; serine-type endopeptidase activity. NCBI's taxonomy places the organism in Eukaryota, Fungi, Ascomycota, Sordariomycetes, Hypocreales, Cordycipitaceae. Gene Ontology annotation, biological process: proteolysis.
AUGAAGCUUGGCCUCCAAGGCACCACGGUCGUGUGGUCCUCGGGCGACACCGGCGUCACCCCUGAAGGCCAGGCGUGCCUCGGCGACUCGCAGCAAAUCUUCAGCGUCGACGACCCGGCCGGCUGCCCGUACGCGCUCUCCGUCGGCGCCACCAUCCUGCCAAAGGGGCGGAAGCCGGGCGAUGCCGAGGCCGUCACUGAGUCUUUCUCCCCCGGCGGCGGCUUCUCCAACAUCUUCCCCGCGCCCGACUACCAGGCCGCCGCCCUCGACACCUUCUUCACCGCGCACGACCCGGGCUUCCCCUCGUACAACGCGACCGACCUCAACAUCCCGCUCUCCGGCGACGGCGUCUACAACCGCGCCGGCCGCGGCUACCCGGAUGUCUCCGCCGUCGGCGACUUUGGCGUCUUUGCGUUCAACGGCCAGGUCGGGCUCAACGCCGGCACAUCCAUGUCAGCGCCCAUCAUCGCCGCUAUGCUCACGCGCGUCAACGAGGAGCGCCUUGCCGCGGGCAAGACUCCCGUGGGGUUCGUCAACCCGGCGCUGUACAAGAAGCCGGACGCCCUCCGAGAUGUCACCGAGGGUCGCAUGCGCACCGACGCGCCGUACUCCUGCCACGGCAAGAGUUAUUCGGCGACGCCUGGGUGGGAUCCCGUCACCGGGCUGGGUGUGCCCGACUACAAGGCCAUGUCUGCGUACCUGAACGGGCUUCCUUGA